ACCAACUACAUAUAUAUAUCCAAGGCAAUGACAUCUACAUUAUGGCCACUCCUUCUACUCACGAUCACAUAUUCUCUCUUCUUUAGCAACACGCUAGCAACUGACGCUAAUGAGCUCAAGACAUACAUUGUGUACAUGGGUGACGUUCCAAAGGGCAGUCUAUCCGCUACGACGUCGCGGCAUACAAACAUGCUACAAGAAGUUCUUGGAAGUCGUGCAUCAAAAUCCUUACUUAGGAGCUACAAGAGGAGCUUUAACGGCUUUGUUGCCAAGCUAACAGAACAUGAAAGAAACCGAAUAGCUGGAAUGGAGGGUGUAGUGUCAGUAUUCCCAAGUCAAACCAAGCAACCGCUAACAACAAGAUCAUGGGACUUCAUGGGCUUCCCUCAAGAUGUCAAGAGAGCUCCCCUUGAAAGCGACGUCAUCGUUGGCAUGUUAGACACCGGUGUCUGGCCCGAAUCUGACAGUUUCAAGGAUGACGGAUUUGGGCCUCCACCAGCCAAAUGGAAGGGUUCAUGCGAUUCCAAAAAUUUCACAUGCAACAAUAAACUCAUUGGAGCAAAAUACUACAACAGCGAGGCGAGAGCAGAGGAUGAGCUAUCAGCAAGAGACACUGAAGGUCAUGGCACACACACUGCAUCCACCGCAGCUGGACGUGCAGUGCCUAACACUAGUUUAUUAGGUCUAGCUAACGGGACCGCUAGAGGGGGUGUGCCAUCAGCACGUAUAGCUGUGUACAAGAUCUGCUUUCCAGGGGGUUGUUCAGAUGCGGAUAUCUUGGCAGCUUUCGACGAUGCAAUUGCUGAUGGAGUUGAUAUCAUUUCCCUUUCAGUUGGCGGUUCUUUCCCUUUAGAUUAUUUUGAGGAUUCUAUUGCUAUUGGAGCUUUUCAUUCCAUGAAGAAUGGGAUUCUUACAUCCAAUGCCGCUGGAAACAGCGGUCCAGGACUUGGAUCGAUUACUAAUCUUUCACCUUGGUCAUUGUCGGUUGCUGCAAGCAGCAUUGACAGGAAAUUCUUAACCCAAAUCGUGUUGGGUAACAAUAUGACUUACGAGGGACCUGCCAUAAACACAUUUGAUGGUGCGGUUCAUCCCAUUGUUUAUGGUGCAUCAGUGCCUAAUACAAAGCAAGGAUUUACAUCAGAUGAAUCUAGAUACUGCGAACAAGAUUCCUUGGACCCGACUGCAGUAAAAAAUAAAAUCGUGGUGUGCGAGGAUUUAGAUGGACCACAGAACGCGUUACUAUCUGGUGCAAGUGGUGUAGUGAUUGAUGGUGAUUUGGGAUAUGAAGAUUUCGCCUUUUCUUGGCCCUUACCAACAACGUAUUUGAGCAGCAAAGAUGGCAAAGGAGUUCUAGCAUACAUAAACUCAACUACAACACCGAGUGCAAGCAUCCUAAAGAGUAUAGAACCUGUAGACAAAACAGCUCCGGUUGUCGUUUCCUUUUCAUCAAGGGGCCCUAGCCUAAUCACACUAGACCUUCUCAAGCCUGACUUGACCGCACCUGGAGUAGAUAUUCUAGCCGCAUGGUCUCAGGAUACAACUGUCACCGGAGAUGAAGGAGACACCCGUGUUGUCCCUUACAAUAUAAUUUCUGGAACUUCCAUGUCUUGCCCUCAUGCCUCGGGUGCGGCUGCCUAUGUUAAAUCAUUCCACCCGACUUGGUCCCCUGCUGCCAUUAAGUCUGCCCUUAUGACUACAGCUGCACCAAUGAGUUCAACCAAAAAUACUGACGCAGAAUUUGCAUAUGGUUCGGGCCAUAUUGACCCCUUAAAGGCUGUUGACCCUGGUUUGGUCUAUGACGCUGGUGAAGCAGAUUUUGUGUCAUUUUUAUGCGGCCAAGGUUACAACGCUACAACUUUGAAAAUUGUCACGGGUGAUGCAAGUGCUUGCUCUGCAGCCAAUAAUGCAACCGUUUGGGACCUAAACUAUCCUUCAUUUGCUCUUUCUACUCCAAAAUCGGGAAGUAUUGUACGGACCUUUAACAGGACGGUUACUAACGUGGGUGCAGCACAGUCCACUUACCAAGCUACGGUCAACACACCAUCAGGGCUCGAAGUGAAGAUUAACCCAAAUAGUCUAGCGUUCAAUGCUGUUGGAGAGAAGCAAUCUUUUGUAGUGACAGUUAGUGCAACAGUUGGUUCAAAUAUGCUUUCGGGUUCGUUGGUUUGGAGCGAUGGAGUUCACAAUGUUACAAGCCCGAUUGUUGCAUUCACUACUUCUUAGAAUGUAUUUCAUUUCAUCUGUUUUUUUUCGGUCAAAUAAUUAGUCCCGGUUGACAUUGGGUCAACUGUGUGUCAUUCUUUCUCAUUUAUAGAAUCUUGACAAUUUACAGAAUCUUGACAAUUUGACAUAAUAUUGUCAAAUUAAU
This is a messenger RNA of Erigeron canadensis, 2368 nucleotides long. RefSeq names its product cucumisin-like. Lineage: Eukaryota; Viridiplantae; Streptophyta; Magnoliopsida; Asterales; Asteraceae. The coding region runs from base 28 to 2223 and encodes 731 amino acids. Gene Ontology annotation, molecular function: serine-type endopeptidase activity. The record is from RefSeq and is a predicted model, not a curated record. Gene Ontology annotation, biological process: proteolysis. The transcript has 10 exons.